CACAGGUAAGCUACGUGCAGAAAUAUGAUAAAACUUCCACAAUAUGGUAAUUGAUCAACCUCUUCUAUUUGGCGAAGUGCAACACAGCACUUUCUGCUCAGCCAUCAAGGCAUGUGUACGUUUGAGUCACAUUAUUUCCAUAUUAUCCUGUGCUGGUGGUUCGACAUAAAUUGUGUUUGAGUUGUCCUGCCUAUAGCCUAUUUGGUUCGUCAAUAUUUUCCAUGAAAGGCCAAUCCCUUUAGGCUGCCAUGUCUGAAAGUAGCUGUGCUUAUAAGGUUGAAAGUGCAUUGAAGAGUUGCCUCCAACCUUUAGUUGGCCUUUCGCCGAACCAUUUCUAGGCUACUUGUUAUCUUUUAGGCUACUUUUAACUUCGAAGUCCUUUAUCUCUUCUAACGGUGGAAAGUCCUCUCGUUGCUUGUAAAUUUUCUAGUGAUGCCAAGAUGUUUUGAUUAAUUUGGCAUCGUCAGUUUGUAAAAACAUUGUAAAUUUCUAACGACACAUUUAUGAGCAAAUAAUUUCAUGUUCAUGUUCAUUUUUGUGGUCAGUGUUUCCGGCUUCUUCAUUCUUGUUCUUUACUUUGAUUCUGCGAAUUCCACAUUAUGAAUGUACUAAAGGCUAUCAAUUGAUGUUUCUGUAGACUGUAUGUAAUAAUAGCAGCGUUUAUUCCUCCGAUUAUGUUAUGUGGAUGACUGGAAGUAGACUUUUCCGCGUUCUUCCCUCUCUUUCCCCAAUCACUUUGGCUCGAGCGUAUAGAUCAGACACAGCCUGCGUACAUGUAGAGAGAUCGAAUUCAAUCCAAGUUUUGAAACAGAUGUUGCUUGUUCUCAAAGUCAUCUUCGAAAGAAUAUCGUUUAUUUUCCUCGAGGAAGAUUAUAUGGUUUGGAGAUUCAUUAGUCCAAGUUUCUUUUUGGUAGAAAAGGAAUCGCUUCUUCAAGAGGCCAUCCAAGAUAAAAGAAAUCCUAAACCCAUAAUGGUCAUCUUGCGGCUUAGAUUGCACGUUUCCUUCCCUCACAGAUUCUUCCAAUCCUUCCAUAUAUCCCAUUCCACCAGAAAAGCGAAACACCAAACCAAAACCUAUAAGCCUAGAACAUGCCAUUAUCGACGAGACCUCGAACUUUUCUGCGCUUCUUUUGCAUCCUCUUUCCAUUUUUCAUCUCUUUAUCCCACUCAGCCACAUUUACUAUAACAAACAACUGCCCGGAAACCAUCUGGCCCGGUACGUUGGCAGGUUCCGGCACCCCUCCGCUCCCAACAACGGGGUUUCGGUUGGACCCCGGCCAGAGUGUGAGACUUCCUUCUACUCCAGGAUGGUCAGGGCGUAUAUGGGCUAGGACAGGCUGCACAUUCGACGAGCAGGGAGCUGGCACGUGUCAAACCGGCGACUGUGGAGGCAGGCUGGAAUGUGGUGGCAGUGGUGCCACUCCACCUGCCUCUCUUUUUGAAAUAACUCUCGGCAAUGGCAAUGGUUCAGAUUUCUACGAUGUCAGCAUUGUAGACGGCUACAAUCUGCCCCUCAUUGCCGCACCACGUGGCGUGUUUGGUCCAUGUAAUGCCACCGGCUGCGCUUCAGAUAUCAACACAGGUUGCCCGAAAGAGCUUCAGGUGGUGGGAGGAGGAAGCGAAGGGACCGUGAUCGGAUGCAAGAGCGCCUGCGAGGCAUUUGGUUUGGACCAGUACUGCUGCAGAGGACAGUUUGCUAACCCGACGACAUGCCAGCCUUCCAAGUAUUCUACCAUAUUCAAAAAAGCUUGUCCAAGAGCUUACAGUUAUGCUUUUGAUGAUGGCACAAGCACUUUUACAUGCAAGGCUUUUGAUUACGCCAUUUUCUUCUGCCCCUACGGAAACGGGACGAGAAAUUCAAAUUAUGCGUUAGCUCCUCCGAGAUAUCAAGUGCCUGGCAGCGAGAAGGUUGUGCAGAUGGUUUAUUCUUCUUCUAACACGCUGUUACCAGUUCCGCCGCUAAUCCUUCUUCUCAUCGUCUACAUAUUAUCUUGAUCGUUUGAAAGCAACUGUGAAGCCUGGUGUGAUGAAUCAAGUGUUGGAAAUGUGUCCUAAAACCAAUCAUA
This is a messenger RNA of Pyrus x bretschneideri (Chinese white pear), 2066 nucleotides long. RefSeq names its product pathogenesis-related thaumatin-like protein 3.5. Gene Ontology annotation, biological process: defense response. NCBI's taxonomy places the organism in Eukaryota, Viridiplantae, Streptophyta, Magnoliopsida, Rosales, Rosaceae. The record is from RefSeq and is a predicted model, not a curated record. Bases 1090 to 1995 code for a protein of 301 amino acids. Gene Ontology annotation, cellular component: extracellular region. The transcript has 3 exons.